CCCGAACUCCCGGGAAGUCCAGAUCGUGUUUUCCGCUGGCGCUCACAGAAUUCUAGACCUCUUCCACGCUGCCGUUUUCCAGGCAGUAGCAGCGGCUGCGUCUCCCGCGGCACAUCAGAUUUUCAGACAGGUCUAUUUGGUCUCCUUGUUUACCCACCUUUUUAAAGUCCUUUUGGGUUUGUUUUGUUUUGUUUUUAAAUCCGCCCUGAUUGUUUUAUCAGUGAUGCUAUUAUUUAUGAGCGCGGCUUCUCCUAUGUUAUGGAUUGACUCCGAUCUCCCUGCUUUCCUUUCUAACUUAUUCAAGAAAACAAAAUUGAACCCCUUCGUGUUUCUGAUCCCAGGUCUCCUUAGUUAUACUGCAUGUUUCACCCGGCCAGCUUCAAACCAAGCUGAUCCAUGAUGUUUUUGAUUAAUAUAAUAUAAAGUGAAAAGGACUUUUCUGUUUAGCUUUGGGAGGAAAGAGAGAGGAACGGAGCAAGAGACGGUAAACGAAGAGGAUUUAAAACGCGGAUUUUUUAAAAACAUUUAUUUUUGAAAAGUGAUGGCGGAGUGGGGAGCUCGGUUGCUCUUCUCUAUUUCGUGUAUCACCGUUCUUUCUUCCGCUACCGUGGCUCGGCACGCAGACAAAGCAUCGGGCCCGAGACAGUUCACCCCCUUCUGGUUCUCGGUGGAGCCCGUCGACACGCUGGCUGUGCGCAGCUCCCCUGUCUUCCUGAACUGCUCGGCCCACAGCGAGCCCCCGGCGCGGGUGGAGUGGAAGAAGGACGGCACCUUCCUGAACCUGGCCUCCGACGACCGACGCCAGCUGCUACCCGAUGGCUCCCUGCUCAUCCCCAGCGUGGUGCACUCCAAACACAGCAAGCCAGACGAGGGCUUCUACCAGUGUGUGGCCACCAUCGACAGCCUGGGCACCAUCAUCAGCAGGGCUGCACGCCUCACAGUCGCAGGUCUUCCAAGGUUUAGCAGCCAGCCAGGAGCUUCUUCAGUAACCCAGGGCGACAGUGUGGUUCUGAACUGUGACAUCAAUGUGGACCUGGUGCCCUUCACUCGCUGGGAGCUGGACCAGGAGCCACUGGACCUGGACGAGAGGGUGGUCAAGCUGCCUAACGGCACCCUGGUCAUCAGCAACGCCUCGGAGGCCGAUGCCGGCCUGUACCGCUGCGUGGUAGAAAACGUCGGGCCUGUGAAAACCAGCGAUGAGGCUGAGCUUCAGGUUCUACCAGACACGGGCACAGACAGGAGGCUGCAGUUUCUGAGUCAGCCCGCCCCUGUGAUGAAGGCUAGGGGGCAGGACGUGCUUCUGCCAUGUGUGGUCUCGGGGUCCCCUGCACCCACAGUCCGGUGGAUGAUUGGAGACAAGGUCAUCGAUGAAAGUGAGGCCAGGUUUAAGGUGGUAGGAGGCGGGAGUCUGUAUGUGAUGAACCUCACAGAGGAGGAUGCUGGGAUAUACAGCUGCUUGGCGGACAACGGCAACGAAACCAUUGAGGCGCAGGCAGAACUGACAAUCCAAGCUCCUCCACAGUUCCUGAAGAGGCCGAGUGAUAUCUACGCCUACGAGUCCAUGGACAUCGUGUUCGAGUGUGAGGUGACUGGCACGCCUGCUCCCACCGUCAAGUGGGUCAAAAACGGGGACGCGGUCAUUCCCAGCGACUACUUCAAAAUCAUCAAAGAACAUAACCUGCAGGUUUUAGGGCUGGUGAAGUCGGAUGAAGGGUUCUACCAGUGCGUGGCUGAAAAUGACGUGGGGAAUAUACAGGCCAGCGCUCAGCUUAUCAUACUGGAACAUGAUGUUGCCAUUCCAGCACCCCCUCCCACCUCACUGACCAGUGCCACUACUGACCAUGUAGCACCAGCGGGCAGCCCCGGACCCACCCCCUCGGCCCCCCGGGAUGUGGUGGCAUCGCUGGUAUCCACACGCUUCAUCAAGCUCACCUGGCGCCUGCCCGCGGAGCCACACGGAGACAACAUCAACUACUCUGUCUACUACAGCCAGGAGGGCGCCACCAGGGAGCGGAUUGAGAACACCAGCCGGCCAGGAGAGCUGCAGGUGACCAUCCAGAACCUCAUGCCUGAAACCAAGUACGUGUUCCGAGUGGUGGCACACAACAGGAACGGGCCAGGAGAGAGCUCCACCCCUCUCAAGGUGGCCACGCAGCUUGAAGUCCAGGUCCCUGGUCCUUCCCCCAAUCUGCGAGCGCUCGCCACAUCUCCAACCUCCAUCACUGUGAGCUGGGAGAUGCCCCUGUUGGGCAAGGGAGAGAUCCAGAACUACAAGCUGUACUACAUGGAGAAGGGACUGGGGAACGAGCAGGAUGUAGAUGUAGGAGGACUUUCCUAUACCAUCAACGGGCUGAAGAAAUACACAGACUACAGCUUCCGAGUGGUGGCAUAUAACAAACAUGGACUGGGUGUGUCCACAGAAGACGUAGUGGCCAGGACUUUUUCGGAUGUUCCCAGUGCUCCUCCUCAAAACUUAACACUGGAAGUGCGCAAUUCCAAGAGCAUCAUGGUCCAGUGGCAGCCCCCACCACCUGGCACCCACAAUGGGCAGAUCACAGGCUACAAGAUCCGCUAUCGGAAAGGGCUGCGGAAGAGCGAGGCAGCGGAGAGCACGGGCGGCACGCAGCUCUUCCAGCUUAUAGACGGUCUGGAGCGUGGCACAGAGUAUACGUUUCGCGUGGCUGCCAUUACUGCAAAUGGAACUGGCCCAGCCACGGACUGGCUUACUGCAGAGACAUUUGAGAGCGACCUGGAUGAGAGCCGAGUGCCGGACAUCCCCAGCUCUCUGCACGUCCGGCCGCUGGUCACCAGCAUCGUGGUCAGCUGGACACCACCGGAGAACCAGAACAUCGUGGUCAGGGGCUAUGCCAUCGGCUACGGCAUCGGCAGCCCCCACGCUCAGACCAUCAAGGUGGACUAUAAGCAGCGCUACUACACCAUAGAGAACCUGGACCCAAGUUCCCACUAUGUUCUGACUCUCAAAGCCUUCAACAAUGUUGGAGAGGGGAUCCCGGUGUACGAGAGUGCAGCUACCAGGCCAUUGUCAGACCCAUUAGACCCUGAGGUUGUUUUAUAUGAACUUUUCAAUGCUCCAUACACUCCAGUACCAGACCCUUCCCCCAUGCUGCCACCCGUGGGAGUGCAGGCAUCAGUCCUGAGCCACGACACCAUCAAGGUCACCUGGGCCGACAACUCCCUGCCCAAGAACCAGAAGAUAACCGACGCUCGCUACUACACGGUGCGCUGGAAGACCAACAUCCCUGCCAACACCAAGUACAAGACUGCAAACACAACAAACCUUAACUACAUGGUGACGGGGCUGAAGCCCAAUACCCUGUAUGAGUUUUCAGUUAUGGUCACUAAAGGACGUCGAUCCAGCACCUGGAGCAUGACGGCGCAUGGGACCACCCUUGAGACAAUUCCGAACUCUCCCCCAAAAGACGUGACGGUGGUGAGCAAGGAAGGGAGACCUCGAACCAUCAUCAUCAACUGGCAGCCUCCGUCCGAAGCCAACGGCAAGAUCACAGGCUACAUCAUCUAUUACAGCACGGAUGUGAACGCUGAAGUUCAUGACUGGGUCAUUGAGCCAGUGGUGGGGAACAGACUCACUCACCAGAUUCAGGAUUUAACCCUUGAUACAUCGUAUUACUUCAAAAUCCAGGCACGGAAUUCUAAAGGAAUGGGACCCAUGUCGGAGGCGGUGCAGUUCAGGACUCCCAAAGCUGAAUCUUCUGACAAAAUGGCUAAUGACCAAGCUUCUGGACCAGUUAAACCAGGCGGUCGCAACACAAUACCACACAGGGAGUUCGGCUCAGUUGGGAGACCCAGCCACUCGGGGAGCCCGACCCCCACUCUGGAUAACAACAUGCUGCUGAUUAUAAUCGUGUCUGUGGGCGCCUUCACCAUCAUCGUCGUGGUGAUCGUGGCUGCCCUCUGUACCUGGCGCACCAACUCCCAGCAGAAGAAGAAGAGGGCAGCCUGUAAAUCAGUGAACGGCUCUCACAAGUACAAGGUCAACUCGAAGGACCUGAAACCACCAGACCUGUGGAUCCACCACGAGAGGCUGGAGCUGAAACCCAUCGACAAGUCUCCAGAGCCCAACCCUGUCAUGACGGAGACACCCAUCCCCCACACCUCUCAGGACAUCCCGCCAGUGGACACCGCCAUGGACAGCAGCAUCCUCCAGCGACGCAACUCCUACCGCGGGCAUGAAUCAGAGGACAGCAUGUCCACACUAGCAGGGCGGCGGGGGAUGAGACCCAGAAUGAUGAUGCCUUUCGACACCCAGCCCCCACAACCUGUGAUUAGUGCUCAUCCCAUCCAUUCCCUUGAUAACCCUCACCACCAUUAUCACUGCGGCAGCCUGGCCUCCCCGGCACACAGCUAUCUCCACCAUCAGCUCAACCCACGGCCGCUCGCCAAUUCCAUCUCCCACAUAGACAGGGCCAACUCCUCAGAGUCUGUGAGGAACACCCCCAGCACUGACCCUGUGCCGGUAGUGAGUCAGCCUGCCUGCAGCAUGGAGCACAUGGAGCCUGAAGCCAGCUUCCUGAGCAGCGCCCCUGAGGAGGAGCCCAGCCGCAACCCCCCCACCGCACACGUGCGUCCAUCACACCCGCUCAAGAGCUUUGCUGUGCCUGCGGUGCCCCCUGCCUCCCCCUUUGAGUCCCCCGCACUGCCCAGCACCCCCCUGCUCACUCAGACAGGGACCACGCCCCAGGUGCACUCUGUGAAAACAGCCUCCAUCGGGACGCUGGGAAGGACCCGCUGUCCCAUGCCAGUCACAGUGCCCAGCGCACCCGACGUACCCGAGACCAGCAGCAUGCUGGAGGAUGCGGAGAGUAAUUACGAGACGGAUGAACUGACCGAGGAAAUGGCCCAUCUGGAGGGACUGAUGAAGGACCUAAACGCCAUCACAACAGCCUGAUCUUAACCCACGAGGGAACAUCUCUAAAUUACAAGCAAAAAAAAAAAAAAAAAAGCAUUUACAAAACUACAAACAAAAAACUCUUGGCUCUCCUGUGAAGACUGAGCAAUUUUAGAGACACUUCAUGUUUUUAAGAAGAAAUAACAUUCACAAAAAAAAGCUGGUGAAAAAAAAUCAUUUGUCGAUGGAGACAAGUUAUGGUGUUUUUCUUUGGUUACCAUGGAAACCGUGUUCGGACAGACGCCAUUUUGUAACUCUUAAGAGAAAAAAAAAAAAAAGUUGGCCGUUUUUUGGUGCUUAAUGCACAGAUCUACAGUGUUUGGACAUUUACAUUAAUGUGUCUAUACUUGUGUUCCCCAUCCCCCAUCCCCAUCCCCAUCCCCAUCCCCAUCCCCAUCCCCCUCCCCCAUCGUCACCCCUUUUUUGUGUGAGCUGAAAUAGGACGUCUGAAAUUCAUAUUUUUUUCCCAUAGCUCGGCCAUUUUGUACCUAGUGCCCUGAGCAAAUGUGCCUGUUACGUUUUUUUUUUUCUUUUUGCGUUAUAUAUUUUGCCAUUACUUUGUAUCAUGUUUCAUUUUAUUAACUGUUUUUAGUAUAUUUUUUUUAUUAUAUAUAUGCCUCAUGCUCUCUCCAUCAUUGUGAUGUCAUUGGAUCCACAAGUGACAAACAGUCUAUGAAUUAUCUGGUAGUUGCUUUAACCCAAAUGGGUGUCUGACAUGAACUGUUUGGAUUUUCAUUCAUAUUUUUAAUGUGCUCAAAAGGAUUGUUACCUCUUCAAACUUUUUUAUUAUUAUUUUAUUUUAACUUAGACAUUAAGUCAAAUGUUUUGUGUGGGAGUUCCAUUCCAAAGGCUACCUCAACAAACAGGUGCUUUUAUGCAUUUAUAUGGUCUCGGCCUGUAUCCCUUCCACAUUGGGAGGGAGGAAGCUGAACUCCAAGUCUGUGUCCAGUGUUACUUUAUCUGUAUGUGUAAAAUAAAACAGUGUUUGACUUUUUAUUCCGACAUAGUUAAACUGUUUCAUUAUAACGGCCCAGAGCUUGUAGCUAACCCUUAUGUUACCUGGUGCGAAACAGCUUCCCAGUCAAAUCCAUUUUUUGCUGUCGUUCUUUUGUUACAGACUUCAUUUUUACUGAAGCCCAUUUGCCACAAUACUGACCGAAUCUUCUUUAGGUUCACUUCCUGUGCAACAAGACACACCCCUUUGUUGGUACAAAUGUGGCAAUUCACGUGGGAAUAACCUGAAGUAAUUCUUUACAGGAGUCUAGCCUCAAAUAUGCAGUGCUGUGGAAGGAUCACUCCUGCUUCACCCCCAGGUUAGCAACAGAAGGAGUCAUUCCACUGAGGGAAGAUGAGCGUUUUAAUAAAAUUGAAUCUGCAGUGAAAUAAAAGUGAGCGUGAGGCCCUGGAGAGUGCCAUGCCGGGGUGGCUUCACCUAAUUUAAAGUGACAAAGUCUGUAAAACUGAAAAGAACACAAUGGCACAGUUGAGAAUGCAUGUUACACUUUAACAGUACCCUUGUAGUGACUGCAGUCAUUCAGAGUGCUAUAGUUAAAAUAUUUCCUUGUACCCUUUCUUCAUUUUCCAAGUUGAACUCAACACUGAGCUGAGACCAUCUAAACCCCUCUCUAUACACUCCCCCAAGCUGUGAUCAUGCCCGAGAAUCAAAACUCCACAUUGGUUUGUUUUAAUUACAAAAAAUUAAACAGUAAUACAGUAGAUCAAGCUAGCUCUAAUAUAUAUAUAUACAUUAGUCUUAAGUAACUGCAUUGAAAAUAAAUUAACACUUUUUAAUGUCUGUUGUACUCAGUUCUGUACAUUAUUAAUUCUAUUUUCGUUUAACACAUUAUCAUUAAAUGCACUUACCUUGGUUCUCACUAGAGGGCACUAAAAAACUCAGCACAAAACCAGGGAGUAAUGCUCUAGUUUCUGUCCCUCAUGAACUGUCAAAGAAGAGAACUGGUGUGUUUGUUUUUUUUUUUUUUAAUCUGCGAGAAUCGGACUAUAUUCAGAUUUUCUUAAAAUUAAACACCUGAGCCAAUCAUGGCCACAUCUAGUUUUCAAAUGUGAUCUUGAACAGGUAUUAAUCAGUUAAAACUAAACACUACAAAUAAGACCUACCCACAAAAUUAGGUCUUUUGGCUAGGAUUACCUGGCUGCAAUCUUUCACCCACCUGUAGAAUUUCAAACUACUGGUUUAAGAACAAUGCAGCGCAGCACCCAGUCCUUCUGCGAUGCACAGAGUUACGUUCUUGGUUAUAAAAGGUGUGUUUUUGAAAUGGGACUCCCAAGCAAAGAUCAUGUUAACCUCUAGCUGGUUAUAUGAAGAAAACAAGUAGCUAGGUAAACGGCUGAAAUGAAAUGUAAAUUAAAAAAAAAAAAAAGAAAAAAAUUAAAAUGUUCAUGUUAUAAAUGUUGUUUCCUCCCCCUUUUACCCAAAGAAUGACAUCAUUACAAUCAUGUUACUGGUUAUACUUUUGUGAAUCUCGUAUUUUUAUUAUGUACAUCCCCAUGAAUGUUAAAUAUAACUGUGGAAGGAAUUUUAAUUAUGGUUACAAAAGCUCAAAGUUGCGGAGGAAGGUUUGGGAGAAACUGUUGUAGACAGUUCAGGUUUGUUUUGCACUUUCACAAUUUUCAAAGUACAUUUUCUUCCAUAUCCUGUGUUUUAAAAAUGUUCAAGCUAUGCUUUGUGUAUCGUGUAGUGUCCUAGUUUAGUGAUUGGCAGCUGUCUUUUUAUUUGUUGCCUCUGAAAUCGGAGCUGCAAAAAAAACGUCCAUGUUAUUUUGUAUUGGCGUUCCAAUACAUUUUAUAUCCAAUUACUACGAAUCUGAAAAUACAGUUUGUUGUGUAUAUUUUA
Acipenser ruthenus (sterlet) is the source of this 7781-nucleotide messenger RNA. RefSeq names its product neogenin-like. Bases 542 to 4927 code for a protein of 1461 amino acids. NCBI's taxonomy places the organism in Eukaryota, Metazoa, Chordata, Actinopteri, Acipenseriformes, Acipenseridae. The transcript has 29 exons. Gene Ontology annotation, cellular component: membrane. Gene Ontology annotation, biological process: cell-cell adhesion. The record is from RefSeq and is a predicted model, not a curated record. Gene Ontology annotation, molecular function: protein binding.